AUGGCCGGGUCAACCUGGUUCGCAUCAUCAGACAAAGCUGCCCCACCAAUACCUCCACCUGUUCCAGAACACUUUCAGGGUCAAUCUAUAGAAGACGAUCCCGGGCGGCUAAGCGCUAGCAAGAUAUGCGGAAUAUCGAAACGCGCCUUUCUAUUUCUACUACCGAUUAUCGUCUUGGUAGUUGUGGUUAUUGCUCUAGCAGCGGGCCUAGGCAUUGUGCUUGGAAGGAAGAAUUCAUCCCAGUCGCCUGCUGCGACGAGUAGCAUAAUGACUUCUAUCUCAAGGCCCACCCAAACGACCGAAACGGCAACCGGUACCGGGACCACAACCACACCACCAACAGCCACCACCCCUUGGGUCAUAUCAAAUGGUGUAGUCGGAUUUAAUUACACCCAAGUCAGUACCGACGGUGGCAACUGCGCGCCAACCGGUUGGGUCCAGGAACCUCAAGAAAGGAUAGAUUAUAUCAAUAUCGUAAUGAAGGGCUCGACUUACUAUGCAGAAUCAACAUUUGGGGGCGUAGGUUUCCUCUCAUCAGAACUCAUUUAUUCUCUCGACGAAGAAUCCGGCGGCGCUAGUUAUGUAUACACUUUUUCGUUUCCGCCGGGGACUGUAGGGCGUAGUUGUAAUAGUUCUACUACGUUAACAUCCCGAUUUGUGAGGGAUGAGAAUGCAUACUGCCUUAUCACUUGGACUUUAACACAGGACUGUGUCGGACAGGACGGUGUCAGAAUAUUAGCCGGGGAAUACUGCAAAGUCUUCUACCAAGGAGAUCUCCCAAACGUCUUAGAAUCCUGA
Molecule: messenger RNA, 798 nt
Organism: Orbilia oligospora ATCC 24927
Lineage: Eukaryota; Fungi; Ascomycota; Orbiliomycetes; Orbiliales; Orbiliaceae
Exons: 4
Coding region: 1-798 (265 amino acids)
Source: RefSeq, a predicted model, not a curated record